Lolium rigidum is the source of this 1039-nucleotide messenger RNA. Its product is annotated as MYB-like transcription factor 4. Bases 38 to 889 code for a protein of 283 amino acids. The record is from RefSeq and is a predicted model, not a curated record. NCBI's taxonomy places the organism in Eukaryota, Viridiplantae, Streptophyta, Magnoliopsida, Poales, Poaceae. The transcript is spliced from 3 exons.
UUCGUAUACGUACGUUCUUGCCGACGGCGGCGGCGGCAUGGGGAGGUCCCCGUGCUGCGAGAAGGCGCACACCAACAAGGGCGCCUGGACCAAGGAGGAGGACCAGCGCCUCAUCGCCUACAUCAAGGCCCAUGGCGAAGGAUGCUGGAGAUCCCUGCCCAAAGCCGCAGGGCUGCUGCGGUGCGGGAAGAGCUGCAGGCUGCGCUGGAUCAACUACCUCAGGCCGGACCUCAAGCGGGGCAACUUCACCGAGGAGGAGGACGAGCUCAUCAUCAAGCUACACGAGCUGCUCGGCAACAAGUGGUCGCUGAUCGCCGGGAGGCUGCCGGGGAGGACGGACAACGAGAUCAAGAACUACUGGAACACGCACAUCAAGCGCAAGCUCCUCGCACGGGGCAUGGACCCGCACACCCACCGCCCGCUCAAUGCCAUCGCCAUGCCCGGACAGCAGCUCCGGGCCGCGCACGAACGACAACACUUUGCCGCCGCUCCAGGCGGCAGCCACCACCACUUCCAGCAGCAGCCGCAGCAGGAUCUCUCCAGCUCCGCCGAGCCAGCCUGCAGCCACAGCAGCGAAGACGACGAGCCGUCCGGGUCCGGCGCCACGCCGCCGCCGCCGCCGCCGACAGGACGGCACCUCGGCAUCGACCUCAACCUCUCCAUCAGCCUCGCGCCCUACCAGGCGGAGGACGAGCCAGCGGUGAAGCAGGAACCCGCGAGCCACAAUGCCGCGGUGUGCCUGUGCCUCAACCGCCUCGGGCUCCAGGGCGCCGGCGAGGGGUGCAGCUGCGGGGGCGCCGCCGCCGCUUCUUCCUCCAUGCAGCAGCAGCAGCAGGCCAGCACGCAGCGCAUGUUUAGAUUCAUCGCACCACUAGAGGGAGGCCAAUAGUAGCACCAGUAACACUAGUAACAGUGACAUCGGACAUACUGCUCUUUUAACUAAAGACACACAUGCUUAAUUAAUUAACUACUCCAGCUUAGUAGUAGCCUCUCUGUAACAUGCAUGUUCAUGAGGAAAUCUACUCUUUUCUCUGUUAAA